Messenger RNA from Ictalurus punctatus (channel catfish), 954 nucleotides. Its product is annotated as olfactory receptor 52J3-like. The coding region runs from base 1 to 954 and encodes 317 amino acids. Gene Ontology annotation, molecular function: olfactory receptor activity; G protein-coupled receptor activity. Lineage: Eukaryota; Metazoa; Chordata; Actinopteri; Siluriformes; Ictaluridae. Gene Ontology annotation, cellular component: membrane. The record is from RefSeq and is a predicted model, not a curated record. Gene Ontology annotation, biological process: G protein-coupled receptor signaling pathway. The transcript has a single exon.
AUGGCACUUCAAUUCUCAAAUAACACAUUUACUUUCAACCUCCAAAUUGCCAGAUUUGAUGUCUCACCAGAAGCUGUUUAUCCUGUGUUCAUCACUGGAUCUUUGUGCUAUUUGUUUGCAGUGUUCUGUAAUGUAUCUAUUUUAGCAUUGAUUGUUACUCAACAAAGCCUUCAUAAACCAAUGUUUUACAUUAUGUUCAGUCUUCCUCUGGCAGACCUAAUAGGGAUUACAUGUGCUCUUCCCAGGCUGCUUGUGGAUAUUGUAAGCCAAACAAAUAUGGUCUAUUACCCAACAUGUGUCCUACAGGGCUUUUUGCUUCAUUUGUAUGGAGGUAGUGUACUUUUUAAUCUGGCAGCUAUGUCAUUUGAUCGUUAUAUUGCGAUAUGCAAGCCACUCAGAUAUAACUCUAUAAUGGGUCCAUACACAGUUGGUGGUGUCAUAGCUCUAGCUUGGGGCCUUGACAUAGCCAUGGUUGUUGUGUUAUUUGCCCUUCAGGCAAGAUUUCCAAAAUGCAGGACUUUUAUUGUUAAUGUCUAUUGUGAUAAUGUAUCCCUGCUGCAACUCUCAUGUGAUGGUGAUUUUACUGUUAACAAUAUUUAUGGAUUGUCUAUAACUGGAAUUAUGCAGGUAAUAAGUAUGGCUGUUCAGAUAUUCUCCUAUGUACAUAUCCUUAAGGUCUGCCUUCCUCAAACACAAACUGAUGCUAGAAUUAAGGCUGUAAACACAUGUUUAGCACAGGUAAUUUCAUUUAUUCUGUUUGAACUAGUUUCUAGUAUUGCAAUACUUUCAUAUCGUUUUCAGAAUGUAGACCCCAAUACACAAAAGAUAUGUGGUAUGUUGAUUUUCACAGUCCUUCCCGUUCUUAAUCCAAUUAUAUAUGGAAUUAAAUCAAAAGACAUUAGAAAAGCAUUCUUCACAUUGAUUUAUAAAAAACACAAGGUUGGAUUCACAUAA